CAAUUAGACCCAGACAUAUCUUAAUCCAGUGGUUUGGAAAGUACUCCAGUGGCGUAUGAGUAUCUGCGAGUAAAAGAGGUAUUUUAUUGCGAUAAUUCAAAGUUUAUAUUCAAAUUUAAUACUACGCAUAAAACUGCGAGAAACAUUACCUUAAAUGGCUCAUGUCAUGGAGAAUGAGAGAAUGUGGGCCGACAGAGAUGAUGUAACAGAAGCACUAGAUGCUCGUCCCGGGCUGGAUGAACAACACAUAAAUGUGGAGGACUGUGAAGCGUCUGUAGGGCUUUACUCUGCAUCUCAAGGGUUGUCUGAAGCUCUUAGAUCUGUUGCAACCUCACAGUUAUGGAACUUAAUGGGGUUUUCUCUGCCCAUUUCAUCCCUUUUUUCUUCGGAGAGCUCCAGUCUGGAAUCAUCUGACAUGAACUGGGAGGACAAUGAGGUGAAAAGGGCAGAUGCAACUGAAGUCGAUGCACAACAAGAGGAAACGUAUGUUGCCAAGUUUAAAUCCAAGUACAUCAACAGUUCUGUCCCUUUAUAUCAGGAGUAUUGGAUGAAGUCUGUGAAGAAGGAUUUACAAAGAGCACAGCACACAGGACUUUCAGAAUUGGUGGCAUCGGUGCGUCGUCAUGGUCUGAAAACUCCUCCUCCUUUAAGCCCAACCUCUGUGUUGAGUCCACCAGGACUACAUGCUAAGCCAUACGCUCUAUGGCAGGAGUUACCGCAAGUUGAGUGUCUGCUGAAGUCCCUCAGUGCGCAGGAGAUCCAGCUUCAGGAGGCCAUGUUUGAGCUGAUUGUGUCAGAGGCCUCGUAUCAGAAGAGUCUGGUGGUAGCUCUGAAUGUGUAUCAGUGCUCAGCAGAACUCAAACAGAUCCUCUCCCGUGUGCAGCAUCAUGUUCUGUUCUCCAACCUAAAGGACGUCUGCAGAGUCAGUGAACGGAUUCUGCAGGACCUGGAGUCCCAUCUCAGGCAGGAUGUGGUGAUGUCACGGGUUGGUGAUAUUGUUUUGAAUCACCAGCAAGACUUCCAACAAGUCUAUGUGCCGUAUAUCACCAACAUGAUGUACCAGGAGGCCAUCAUCACUCAGCUGCUGCAGAGCAACAGGAAAUUUGCAUUGAUCCUGAAGAAACUAGAGAAAGAUCCACAAUGCCAGAGACAGACGCUCAAAUCUUUCUUGAUUCUUCCUUUUCAGAGGAUCACACGGAUGACACUCUUACUUGAGAACAUCCUCAAGCGAGCUAAAGGUGUUUAUCUUAAUGUCUCUAAUUUGAUGGAAGCCAUUGAAGCUGUACGUAAGAUAGUGGAGGAGUGUGACAGAAGUGUCGAACAAAUGAAGAGGACAGAGCUGCUUGUUUGUUUGGACAAGUUAGUGGAUUUCGGAAAUGUCAAGUCCAUUCCAUUAAUCACCAGAGGGCGUCAUUUGAUUCAAGAGGGAACUUUGAAGCAACUAAUUGUUGGUGGCGAUAACAAAGUCUCUGUAGUCUCUCGCAAAGAUGUAUACAUUCAUCUCUUCAAUGAUCUUUUGCUCCUCUCUGUUAGAAGUGGACACAGGUUUGUUGUGCAGGACCAUGCACUAUUUCCUGAUAAUGUGCGUGUAGAGGAAAUCAAAACAAUUUUGGGACUACCCGCUGAGUCCCUCCUGCUCCAUCUGCCCAAGAACCACAAUAGGUCUUCCACCGCCCUCAUAUUGGCUGCACACACACGGUCAGAAAAAGAGACCUGGAUCAAAGUUUUGUCUUCAAAAUAAGGGAUAGCAAGUGUGGAAAUGCUACGUGAAAGGGUAUCAAACUA
Molecule: messenger RNA, 1785 nt
Organism: Rhinichthys klamathensis goyatoka
Lineage: Eukaryota; Metazoa; Chordata; Actinopteri; Cypriniformes; Leuciscidae
Product: rho guanine nucleotide exchange factor 5
Exons: 12
Coding region: 155-1741 (528 amino acids)
Biological process (GO): activation of GTPase activity
Cellular component (GO): cytoplasm; nucleus
Molecular function (GO): guanyl-nucleotide exchange factor activity
Source: RefSeq, a predicted model, not a curated record